Drosophila albomicans is the source of this 2197-nucleotide messenger RNA. RefSeq names its product neprilysin-1-like. The coding region runs from base 42 to 2012 and encodes 656 amino acids. The transcript has a single exon. Lineage: Eukaryota; Metazoa; Arthropoda; Insecta; Diptera; Drosophilidae. Gene Ontology annotation, molecular function: metalloendopeptidase activity. Gene Ontology annotation, cellular component: plasma membrane. Gene Ontology annotation, biological process: protein processing. The record is from RefSeq and is a predicted model, not a curated record.
AGUGUUGUUGUCGUCGCCGUCAGUUGCAAGUGCUGCUGUUGAUGUGCACUUGGACAUUGGUCCGUUCACGUCAGAUCAAAGAGUUUAACGAACGCUUUCUGCAGCAAAUGCUGCGGAAUAUGAAUGAAAGCAUCGAUCCUUGCGAGGAUUUCUAUGGCUAUGCCUGUGGCAAAUGGAGUGAAAACUACAACGACUCGGACAGCUACUUGGAUAUGCCUGGCUACAUGGAAUACAAAUACAAUCUGCAGUUGCUGCGAGUGCUGAAGAUGGAGCAGAAGCAAGGCGGCAUCUAUGAACAGCUUUGGGCUUAUUACGCUUCCUGUGUGGACUUAACCAGCCCUGCGAUUAACGAGUUUCUGCAUUUAUUGGAGGGAGAACUGCAACUGGAGUGGCCCAUCUUUAGGAGCAAUCAAAACGCCACUUGGCGCAACGAAUCGCAAUUCGAUUGGUUGGGCACAUUGGCCAAGCUGCGCUCGUAUGGUCUCAAUGGGGUUUUUAUCAGUCAGGAUGCGAAUGUGCGACGCGACAAUGGAUCGCAUUACGUGCUGAUGUUGGCGCCACAGUCCGCUGAAGCAACGCCGUUCAACGAACAGAGCAUACAGGAUUUGUAUCUAGCCUUUGGCUUGGAUAAAUCAAGUGCCAAGCAGCUAACAGCAAAGCUCAUGCAACUCGAGUGGCGACUGGGCAAUUUGACGCUGCAAUCGGUUAACAGCAGCAUCAGCAGUCUGGUCGAAUACACGCUGUCACAGCUGCAACAACGUUUGCCCCAAUUGGAUUGGCGACACUAUCUCAGCAAUCUGCUGUUGGAGCGACAGCCGGAUGAGCAACUGUUGCUGCAAGUGCAUUCGCUCAAUGCCAGCUAUCUGCAGCAAUUGCAACUGAUACUCGGACAGAGCUCGAAUGAGACAAUCUGCUAUUACCUCAUGUUCAAGCUGAUCUAUGCACUCAACACGGAACUGCCCAUGAGCAGUGAAGGCGACACCAAGAGCCAAUCGAUGAGCUGUGUGCAACUGUUGCGUGGUCACAUGCCACUUGCCAUUCACUAUAUCUACGAGACGCACAACUAUGGGAAGCGAAGGCAACAGACUGACGCAGCUCUGCAGCAAUUGCAGCACAAAUUACGCUUUGAGUUUGAGCGAUUGUUGCUCGAGAAUCACCUACAACUUGGCAAGCAGGAGCAAGCCUAUGUGCUGGAGGAAUUGCAUAGUCUGCGCCUCAAAAUAGGCAACUUGCCACCGCAUUUGACAAAGCAACAACUGCUGGAGUAUUACAAGCAACUACAAUUGCGCCCCAAUGAUUUCUAUGGCAACACGUUGCAACUGUUGCAAUUCUACAAUCGACGUGAGCAGCAGCUGCUCAGGAAUAAGCCAAGCGUUUGGUCCUCACAGGAUUACUAUCAGCUGGCGGGAGUUGUUGAGCGCAGCUCAUCACCGGUGAAAAUCUUUCAGAAUGCCGUGUUGGUGCCGCAGGGUUACUUGCAGCUGCCGCUGUUCGAUGUGCGUCUGCCGAUGCUGCAUCGGCAUGCACAAUUUGGCUUCAUCCUUGCCCAUGAGUUGCAGCAUGCCUUCGACCUUUUUCACAUUGUUUACGAUGCACGCGGCAACUACAACGCCACCGGCUCGGAGGUAUUGCAGCACUUCGACAACUUUAUCAGCUGCUACAGCAAUGCACACAAUGUGCCACAGCUGCAGCUCUCGGAGAGCAUGGCCGACUUGGUUGGAUUACGUUUGGCUUUUGCCUCCUACUUUGAUCACAAGGAAACUGUGGUGGCGAGUGAGCAACGCCCAGUUGGGAAAUUCACAGCACAGCAGCUAUUUUUCAUUAACUCCGUGCAGUUUUUGUGCGCCAACAUGCAACAGAUAGGCGUUGCGGCAGGUUCGCAGGAUGUCGAGCACGGGAUGCACAAUGAACGCGUUAAUCGCAAUUGGCCGCACCACGAACACUUUGCCAGCACCUUCAACUGCACUGUGGGUCAGGCAAUGUAUCAGCCGCAGACCUGUCGUUUGUGGUAAGCCAUCGACGAGCGAGGGGGGAAAGCUGUUGAUAAAUGAAUGUUGCGUGUGCCUAAUAAAGCGAGUAUCGAUUAACUAAAACCGCUUUUCACUACGCUGAAGCGUAAAAGGGUGUAUUAACUAGGCUGAAUAAACAGAAAUAAGUUAUGCCAAGUAUAACAAAAAGUGUUUCUAACGAUUGAAAU